GGGCCGCGGGGGAGCGGGGCCGGCGCUGAGGUGAGGACGGCGGAGAAGGGCCGCGGCCGCUGGGUGAGGGCUGGGAGAAAGUGGAAGGUGGCUGAAGAACUGGAGAAAUGGCCACUACACAAUCUGUCUUCACAUUUGCUCUCUGCAUUUUAAUGAUAACUGAAUUAAUACUGGCUACAGAGAGCUAUUAUGAUAUCUUAGGAGUUCCAAAAAAUGCAUCUGACCGCCAGAUUAAGAAGGCAUUUCACAAGCUGGCUAUGAAAUACCACCCAGACAAAAAUAAGAGUCCUGGAGCAGAAGCAAAAUUUAGAGAAAUUGCUGAAGCAUAUGAAACAUUGUCAGAUGAGAAUAAACGAAGAGAAUAUGAUCAGCUUGGCCGUCAUGGAGGAAAAGGAAGUAACGGAAGCCCAUUCCAUCAGUCAUUUAAUUUCAACUUUGACGAUCUGUUCAAAGACUUUGAUCUAUUUAGUCAAAACUCCCGGUCAAAAAAGCACUUUGAAAAUCAUUUCCGAAGUCAUCGGGAGGCUCAUAAUCGGCAAAGACGUUCUUUCCAAGAGUUUUCUUUUGGAGGUGGACUGUUUGAUGAUGUGUUUGAAAAUAUGGAGAAGAUGUUUUCAUUCAGUGACUUUGAAAACGCACACAGACACGCGGUGCGAACUGAUGCCAGGUUUCAUGGAUCCAGCAAGCACUGCAGGACUGUCACUCAGAGACGAGGAAACAUGGUUACCACAUACACUGACUGUUCUGGACAAUAAUGUUUCCUUUCUUCUAAACUUUUCUUCUUUUCUCAACAUCUUCAUAAUCUUUCUUGGGUUUGUGCUAACAUGGAAGAAAUUCUCUGAACUGUAUUUUCUAAGAAACACAUAAACUACUAUAAAGAAGUUGUAGGUGAAACUAAUCUUCAGAAUAGAAACAACAUGCUUUUGCAAAGUAAAUGUGUCAACAGCUGCUUAGAACAGGAGAGAAAUAAUCUCAUGUGACAGAAAAAAUUAUAUGUGUUUCAAUUUAGUAAACACUUUCCCUAAAUUUGAGUGCAAGAUAUAUAUUUUUCAUUUCAGAAAUGUAAUAUAAUUUUUUUCAUAAAAGCCAGUUCAGGACUGAUUGAAUUACUGGUGUUUGGAUUGAAGCAGAGGAGAUACUUUAAUUUUGAAGUGCUGCUCUAUUUUUAGUCAUGUCUUUCCAAGUUUGCACUUGCAGUUUUUACCUGAUACAUAUUUACAUGCAAAUUACGUAAUUUACACAAAAUAGCAGGAGAAAUAUGACUUCCCUGGGUCUGUUGCUCUCUCUAGCAUUGCAAAAGUGCAAAAGUAAAACCCUUACUUUUUGAAGGUGGAAAAUAGUGAGGGAAUAUGUUUAGACUGUGAGUGAUGUAGGAAUUAGUUUUGUUUCUGAAUUGGCCUGAAACGAUCUUAGGAUUUGAAUAACCUUUGACUUAUUUAGGGAAUAUAGGGAUAUUUGUGUGUGUAAGUUUGUGUGCACACAAAAUUUUUGUUUUGGUUUUAUUUUUUUCCCCCCUCCUUCCACAGUACAAAUCUCUCUCUAACAAGGUUUGGCAGGGCACACCCAAAACACUCUUGUUUUGAGCUUACUAUAUUACCACGUGUGCACUCACAACUCACUUUAUUGAGCUAAAAUACCCCUCUGAGAUCUUAGGAACUUCAAUGAGAUAAGCUUGCCUACAGAUUUGUGGUGUUCCUGGAAGGGUCUGAGUAAAAGCUACAGUGUUUAGAUUGACAGAUUUAUUUCCUGUCAGCAGGAAUUUUUCAGCAUUGUAAUUUGAAAGGUAAAUUCUUAGCCUUACCACAGAGUAAAGCUGAAAAUUAAAAUCCUUGUAUUCAUCCAAUGCCUUGUGGGGCUGGAGACUGCUAAUAAGGACAGUACUAAUGGGUAUUGAUUUUAGGACCAUGGAAACCCACAACCAGUGUAAACUACUUAAAACUAAAAAAGAAAACAACCACCAGAAAAUGCUGCACAACAAAACUGCAAAUACUUUAGCUGAUGUCAAUCAAAAAGUUCUGUUGUAACUCUUUAACUAGUCAUACUAGUCAGGUUCAGUAUGUUAAAUUGGUUGUCCCUUUGAGACUGGGAGGUAAGAAUUUAUCUUUCUGAUUGCAUGAGCAAAAUAAGCAUUUUAGCUAGCAGUGUUCUAAAUAGGCUUUGAGUUCUUAAAAUCUUUAUCGAGAGAUUUAACCCUUUGCUUCUUGGAUGGAUAUUGAAAGCUGCCUAUUUGCUAAGGAACUUUAGCCUUCCCCUCAAGUGUACGUAUUGUUGCUUGUUCAGUUUUCAUUGCCUAAUCCUUGGAAUGGAUUGUUGCAUUAUAUUAAGUACUUUUCCUUUUCCAUGUUCUUCUUUAUUUAUUAAUAGACUAAUACCUCAUAUAUGGUCUUUAUUAAAAGCCAGUAAUUUGUGCAACAUUAUCGGAAUGUGCAAUAUCCUUAUAGUAGGAAAAGUGCUGAAUUGAGUGUGUUUGUUUCACCCUUUUCCUAUGUAAGUAAAGAUUUUUGUUUCUUCUGUAUAAUUAAUAUAUGAUUCAAGCAAAGUUGUACUUCCUGUAGAUUUCUGCAUUUAUUUUCUUUAACAUACUCCAUUAGUCCUGUGCAUGAAUCAGACUAUCUGCCCAAUUCAUAUCAUAUGGGCAUCCAAGUGAACAAAUCAUUAAUUUAAAGUUAUGAAUUACUUUCACAAAGAUUAAGUAUUAAACAUGAGAGUAUUUUUGAAUGUCCUUUGCUGGGAGGCAACUCCACAAGUGGGAUGCAAAGGUAAACUAUUAAUACCUUUCUUAAUUUGAUGCAUAUUUUCUUAAUUAAAAAAAAGAAAUUUGAUAUAGUAGAACGAGAAGUUCACUUGGGUCCCUUCCCAAACUAGGAAUUAGAGGGAAUGAAAGCUAAAAUGAACACUGUAAAUUUUAGGAAACACAUUUCACCCCAAAAACUCAAGUCAUUUAAGUGACUGUAUAAGUUCACAAUCUUUCGAGCUAAACUUUGAGGUGGAAAUAAAGGUUUUGGCUCCUUCUAGACUAGUUUCCCCUCUUUAAGAAUGCUCCAAACUUAGUACAAAGUGUACUUGUUUUCCUGAUGUCUUUCAAGUGUAAGUAUAAACCUGAUAAGAAAACCAUUAUUGUUGCUACUUUUUUGCUUAUCUGCCUUAAAAAUUGUCUGCCUAGUCUAUUUUAACUUGAUUUCAUAUUAUUUCUGUUAAUUACUUGUCAUGGGAAAAGCCAAAAAUGCUUUCCUUUCUUUCUAUGGCUUCUCCAAGUCAUCUUUCUGGUUGUUUCUAUUGCUGAUCCAAGGUCAGAUCCAAAGGAAAGCUUGCCAUGAGUAUUGCAGAAACCAGCGUAUGGCUGUCCCUGUGGUUUUCUAUGAUGGGUUUGCUUUGAAUAGACUUCAGCUGGGGAAAUUUGGCAGGCUUUCCUCAGCCAAGAGUCUUCACUUUCAUGGCCCUCAGAACACAGGCUUGCAAAACAUGUUAUGCUUCUCACUUACUCAGAGCUCUUGCACAUUCUUUCCCUAUUUAUAGUGUUGGCUUCAUGGCAGGCUCCAGCGGAAGUCCUGGUAUAACCUUAUGACAUCCUGACUUCAGAGUUUCUUAAGUGCCAUCUUUCAUCUCUCUUUAAAUCUUAUGAAAAUACCCAACAAAACAAAUUUUUGUUAGAUAAGGGUGAAAAAAAACCUGAAAUUUUUUUUGAAAGUAAUUUAUGCAUAUGUAACUACAAAUGAGUUAGUUUUUAAAACUACCAAAAAAGUGUUUUUUCAUGUUUUUUUUCCCAUUAUACUUUUGAAACACAGUAUCUAGUGGAGAUAAAAGUACUGUAAAGUUAAUUAGAGUGCCAUUACAUUAAACAUGUGAAAAUUAA
Molecule: messenger RNA, 3853 nt
Organism: Poecile atricapillus (Black-capped chickadee)
Lineage: Eukaryota; Metazoa; Chordata; Aves; Passeriformes; Paridae
Product: dnaJ homolog subfamily B member 9-like
Exons: 3
Coding region: 108-755 (215 amino acids)
Cellular component (GO): endoplasmic reticulum
Molecular function (GO): misfolded protein binding; protein-folding chaperone binding
Source: RefSeq, a predicted model, not a curated record